UAAUCGUCUUCCGUCAUCUUGUUCCUUCCUGAUAAUUGAAACCGCGAAUCCAUUGGUUGACCAGAUGACAGCAAAGCCAAAACAGGUGAUGCUGCUAUGGGCCGAGGGUUUCCGAGAAGCUUGUUCUCUUCACCGUGUUGUAAUUCUCUGUCACAGGUCGAGAAAGCUCCUUUUAAGGUCGGGGCAGUGUUUUCUUUUAAAUGGUUUGAUUUUCUUAGGAAGUUUAGGUGUCUUUAAGUGGUUUAUUGAUCCAGCCCUUCAGUGGAUAUUACCUGAUCCGUGCUCUCCUGUUGCGUCUCAAGAAUUUUGUUCGUAUGGUGAUUCCUAUGCCUUUCUACGCGUUGGAAUUUUGCAGCUCUUUUAUGUGUUUUGGUUCUAUCCUCUGUACAUGCUCAGCUUCAUCUUGAGUAACAUCUGGUAUAACGAUAUUGCAAAAUAUGGAUUCGAGGCAAUCGAGAAAUUUGAAUUAAGCUCAGCAGAAGCAGUUAGAAAAGGUGAAGUUCCUGCGUCAGUGAACAUGGCAAAUGCUGAAAGGCCUUCUGGGCUUGGAGGGGUGAUGAUUGGCAUAGGAGAGCAGGUGUAUUCGAUACUACUCCUGACAUUUUUCUUUCUGGAGGUUUAUGUUGUUGGCGUUUUACCGUACAUUGGGAAAAUACUAAAUUUCUUACUUCUUUCAUGGAUGUAUGCCUACUAUUGUUACGAAUAUAAGUGGAACUUCUCGGGGAUUCCUUUGGAGAGAAGGCUGGAGUUCUUUGAAUCUAACUGGGCAUUCUUUGCUGGUUUUGGAAGCCCAUGUGUGUUGGCCAUUUUCUUUCUCUCUCCUCUUGUGAGCGGAGCGCUUAUGGCCAUCCUGUUUCCAUUGUUUGUUUUAACUGCUACAGGAUCAGGACCUGAAACAAUUAUUGUGGCCCAAAGAAGAACGUGGAAAUGUGCAGGUUUAGGGAGGCUUCCAAUAUUCUAUGUAGCUGACACUCUCUCGAUGCUGGUGUUGUCCAUCUUUCGGUUGGAGUCCCUGCAACAUGAGAAGACAGGCUGAAGCAGAAACAUUAUCUCUACAUCUCUCAACCUUUGAGGUUAGUCAGAAGACAGUUACACAGAUAUGGUUAGAUAUUCUUUGUGAUUGUGUCAAAUCCGUCUUCUUCGUGAUUUGAAGUACAGACUCGUAUACUUUAGCAAUUUCCGUGCAGCUUUGAGGUAUGCUCAUCCGACACCAAUGCUCAUGAUCGAUAUUCCGCUGCAAACUGCAGAAUUUUCUGAAGAAAGCAAGUUCCAUGUUAGAAGUAGUAUCUGAUUGUAAAUUAAUUGAAUCCAGAAAUUUAAAUAAGUCUCAAGUAUUUCAUUCAUUUACUUGUUCAUAUCUGCGACUAAGUGUUCUCCUUUAUGGCAAACGCACCGGUUAAAGGGGUAGUGUUGUGUUUAUAAAUAUUUUGUUUCUGCAAUUACUAGGGAUUUUCUCA
Molecule: messenger RNA, 1457 nt
Organism: Eutrema salsugineum
Lineage: Eukaryota; Viridiplantae; Streptophyta; Magnoliopsida; Brassicales; Brassicaceae
Product: protein EI24 homolog
Exons: 11
Coding region: 65-1036 (323 amino acids)
Biological process (GO): macroautophagy
Cellular component (GO): endoplasmic reticulum
Source: RefSeq, a predicted model, not a curated record